Messenger RNA from Salvia hispanica, 1140 nucleotides. RefSeq lists its product as uncharacterized. Gene Ontology annotation, cellular component: cytosol. NCBI's taxonomy places the organism in Eukaryota, Viridiplantae, Streptophyta, Magnoliopsida, Lamiales, Lamiaceae. The record is from RefSeq and is a predicted model, not a curated record. Gene Ontology annotation, molecular function: nucleotidase activity.
GCCACGAACCAUUAUUUGUGUGUGCGCGCCACAAAAUUAACGGAAAAAAAAAAACCGAUCAUAAAUCAAAAAAUGGAAAGCAGCCGCGAUCGUCCAACGGUGAUGGUGACGAACGACGACGGAAUCGACGCCCCCGGCCUCCAAGCUCUUGUUCGUGCUCUGGUUUCCUCCGAUCAAUUCCAAGUCUUCGUCAGCGCCCCAGAAAGGGAACAAUCUGCUGUUAGUCAUAGUUCGACAGUGCUAACUGUUAUGCAUGCCAAGCCUGUGGAAAUCGAUGGAGCUAUUGCCUUUGCAGUUUCCGGAACCCCUGCUGACUGUACAUCUUUGGGAAUUUCCAAGGCUCUCUUCACCUCAGUACCAGAUUUGGUAAUCAGUGGCAUUAACAAGGGUAGCAACUGUGGUUAUCACAUUAUUUAUUCAGGGACUGUAGCAGGUGCUCGGGAAGCAUUUCUGCACAACAUACCUGCUGUUUCUUUAUCAUAUGACUGGUACGGUCCUGGAGGGAGGCGCAGUGCUGAUGAUUAUGAACUGGCAGCAGAGGCUUGCUUGCCUAUAAUCAGUGGUAUAUUGGCUGAAAUCAGGGAGAAUACUUAUCCUAGAAACAGUUUUCUCAAUAUAAAUGUUCCUGCAGAUGUUGUGAAUCAUAAGGGGUAUCGACUAACCAAGCCCGGGAAUAGUAUGAAUAAACUUGGGUGGAAGCAAGUCGCUUCUCAAGCUCAAGGAGAGGAAAUGAUAUCAGCAAUGGUUUUGGCUCCACGUCCAUCAUCAAUCCUUGAACCAGAGGCAGUGGAUGAUACCAAAAACAAAAAUCUUAUGUUCAUAAGAAAACUCUUGGAGUUUCAGGUCGAAGAUGGUGGCACGGAUUAUUCUUCUCUUCUAGAAGGAUACAUAACUGUGAGUCCUCUAGGUGCUAUGUCUCCUGCUGAGGAAGAUAGCCACUCAUACUUUGCAGUGUGGCUGCCACUUCUGAAUCAAUGCUUUUCUUCCUCUACCCUUUGAACACACAAGAAGCUGCAAUUUUAUUCUAAUAAAUCUGUGUCUUCAAAUUACGAAAAGCAAAGCAUGUAUUUUUAACAAAAAAUCCUCACUAUAUUGUAUUUGUCACUGACCUUCAAAAUUACAUCAUGUAUUUAUCCUUUA